Messenger RNA from Phytomonas sp. EM1, 527 nucleotides. NCBI's taxonomy places the organism in Eukaryota, Euglenozoa, Kinetoplastea, Trypanosomatida, Trypanosomatidae. The record is from the annotation of a GenBank genome assembly.
GUGCGUAUUAACAGCAGUCAUGGUCAGCAUCAAGUGUGGAUCCCGCCGCAAGGCUCGCCGCGCGCACUUCCAGGCCCCCAGCCAUGUGCGCCGCAUCCUCAUGAGCGCCCCGCUCUCCAAGGAGCUUCGCGCGAAGUACAACGUCCGCGCGAUGCCGGUGCGCAAGGACGACGAGGUCCUCGUAAAGCGUGGCUCCUUCAAGGGCCGUGAGGGCAAGGUGACGGCGUGCUACCGCCUCAAGUGGGUGAUCCACAUCGACAAGGUGAACCGCGAAAAGGCCAACGGCUCGACCGUGCCCGUCGGUAUCCACCCCUCCAACGUCGAGAUCACAAAGCUGAAGCUAACCAACCACCGUAAGGCCAUCCUCGAGCGCAAGGACCGCCUCGCGAGCAGCGACAAGGGCAAGGGCAAGGUCACCGCCGCGGACAAGGCAAUGCAGCAGAUGGACUAAAAUGACUACGAUGGUGCUAUUUUGACGCAACAAAUUAUCUUGUUCAUUUUUUAAAAAUAAUUAAUUCGUUCAUAAA